AUGGUAUAUUUGCGGCGCGGAGACACCGUCAUAAUACAUGGGUUAUUGAAGAAGGCACAGUUCAACGGUCUCAUAGGAGAGAUCUUGACGGUAGACGAAGAGAAGCGCUGUGCCCACAUUCUAAUAUCAAGAUGUGGUAGGACAUCGGAUAUUGCAGUUAGUAUCCGGAACUUGAAGAUGGUGGAAGAACGUCCCCCGCCUAGUUUUGCUAGCAACGGGAUUGUCUACGACUCCAUCUAUGAUGGAUGUCGGGUGCGAAUUUAUGGCCUCUCAGCUAGGGGGCACUUCAACGGCAUGGAGGGGAUAGCCCACGACUAUUAUGACCACAAGUGGAAGAUAAAACUGAGAUCGAGCGACAAGUGGCUGGUUGUGUCAGAGAAACACCUUGAAGUGCUUGAUAUCAGUGAUGAGAAUGGUCGUCGGAGAAGGGAGUGGCGACAUCCAUCACAGAACCGUGAGGAUCCACGAUGGCUUAUCGGUAAGAUGGUCGUGAAGCAGCUUGAGUCAUCCCGAAUCAUUGGGAAGGUGAUGAAGUGGCAUGAUUAUCAUAUUGGCGCCUCUGUACGAUACGAAGAUGGGGAUUUCGAAUUCCUCCCCGUCGACAAGGCCGAGUCUAUGGUUGUCGGUGAUUCGUGCCCAGAGGAGUUGGAAGCUGCACGAAGAAGAAUAGAUGCCUAUGAUGAUGUGCCAAUUCGAUACUCGCCUCCUGCGUCAUCGCCAGGGGAAACCGCCCUACCGACGCGAAAACGUCGACGAGUAGCGUUGCCUACUGAAGACGAUUCGUCGAGUCCGUCACUGGACUUGUCGGGAGAAACUCCCCUGGACUCGAGCAGCGCCUCGCCCCUAUCGAGAGACCAUACUUCCGAGUCUACUCCUAGCGACUUGUCUGCUUCUUCGAAGGAUAGACGCCGCAUUCAUGGUUCGCCGCUAUCGACACUCUCCUUCACCAGACCUGUCAUAUUCUUCAACUCGAUUUUUGUAGAUCAUGAAGGUGGCGGUCAGGACAAGGGGGGAAAAUGGUUGGAGGAGAUAGUGAAGAAGCUUAGGCACCAGAGGGUGUCUCGGAAGGCACACCGAACAUUGUCGAAUGCAUGCCAAUGGGUGUCCGAAGCCUCGCAAGCUGUCACGUUGGAGGAGGUCGCCGCUACCGGAGUACAUAGUGAAGACUAUCUCCAAGACUUGAGAGCCGUAGACAGAUAUAUCAACACAGCGACAGGUUUCAAACAGCGAGCGGUGGACUUGGCAUCGAAGCGGUGUUACUCUAUCAUCGGCCGACGACGUGCUGAGGUGCCGGGCGAAUGCAUAAUGGAUAAACACACCCUCAGUGCCACGCUGUUGCGUUGUGGACUGACCAGAGACGCCCUCCAGAUGGUCCUUUCUGGAGAGACACCUGUAGCAUUAGUCCUUGCUCGUCCAGCAUGUCACCACGUGCCCUUCCGUCUGGGGCUUGAAGAAGGUCGCUCUCAAGAAUCCCUUUCGACAAGCUUCGAUAGUACUGAAUCGAUCAAAUGCUGCCGAUGCGAGAGAGGCGAUGAUGAGCCGUGUCUACUGGUAUGCGACAAUCCGGACUGUGGUCAAGGAUGGCAUUCGUUUUGCCUCCCAUACUCUCUUGGUCGCGACGUCCUCUUUAUGAAGGACUUCAGGACUGGCAGAUGGUUCUGUCCACAAUGCCUUAGUACAGAAGAUCGAAUCAGUCCUGCCGAGGCGGAGGCCUGCCGCUUGCUUAUCAGUGUGUGUCAAAGCCGAGCGAAAGAGCCACCUUUUUCCUCACGGAGCAUCGACUCACCUGAAGAAGAAGCUUUACGGAAGCUACCAAUUGGGAACGAGAUUAGUCUUGGUUUUUGCUUUAUAAAUGCAGUAGCGUUUGCUGUCAAACAGUUGCUUAAUUCGAUCUCAGAGGAAAGAAGAAUCAUGAUACUUGAUGUUGACGUUCACCACGGCAAUGGUAACGAAACAGCAUUCUACGAUGAUCCGCGAGUGUUGACGUUCUCCAUACACCGAUAUGGCCCGGAUAGUACUGGAGAGUACGUCAUGCCGGGAACAGGAUGGCACGAAGACUUGGGUGACGAAGCUGUUCCUAAGUCGAUCGGCAUGAAUCUCAACUUCGAGAUGAGUGAAGGGGAAGGUGACCGAGAGUACGUCGAUGUGGUCACCCGCAUAGUACGGCCGGUGAUAGAACAGUGGCGGCCAGAUGUGGUGGUGUUACUUUGUGGAUUUGAUGCGAUCGAUCACUCCUCCGCGGCUGUGACAUUCACUGGUCCUGGUAUGGACUGUAAACUCUCGCCAGAAUGGUUUGCUUGGCUGUACCCGUAUUUGGCCAGCAUUGUGCCGAGCGGACGGAUGGUGUGCUGCACGGAAGGCGGGUAUAAUCCCGAAUCUUCUGGCCGUGCGGGAUGGCUUCUCGUUGGCAGCAUGGUUGAACAUUUGACAGCUGUUGAGAAGGACCGGCCUAAAGCUAUCUCUGCGGCCAUCGAGCGGAGGCCCGACGUGCUACCAAUUUCCGACUUCGCACGACAGCGCUCGUGGGAAUCGAGACUGAAUGAACAUAUAAAUAAAUUCCGCAGCGCUGGUUGGAAUAUACCUGCCGCUUGAUUAUGUAUCGUACAGUAAUACGUACCAACUAAAUUACCAGUAGUGUAGUCUAGUACUGUUGAGAGAGAGCAGAAUUCA
Messenger RNA from Perkinsus marinus ATCC 50983, 2670 nucleotides. RefSeq names its product histone deacetylase, putative. The record is from RefSeq and is a predicted model, not a curated record. Bases 1 to 2592 code for a protein of 863 amino acids. NCBI's taxonomy places the organism in Eukaryota, Perkinsozoa, Perkinsida, Perkinsidae. The transcript has 24 exons.